AUGCUUACCGAUAUCGCUGUGGCAAAGUGCUUCGCCAACAUUAUUCAGCCAUCCAACCCAGAGAAGUUCCUCUGUCAAUGGGUAAAUGAGGAGUAUCAAAAGCAUUUUGCGUGGAAGGAGAAGAUCUCAUCGCCGUGGGAAGACAGCCCAAAGGCACCUGCAUUCGAAGCGUACACUCCAAGACUGAUUCAAGAGUUCCAGGCGAUGGCGGAGGUCAAGUAUGGCAUAGCCGGUGGUAACAGGGUCAUUGAUGCCAGAGGGUUGCGGCGCGAUGAGAAGCACCCCGAUAUUCGAAUCCCAUGUUUCGCACCCCAGCGAGCUAUCCUCGAUCAUCCCAACACCAAGGUCUAUCUCAUUUACGGAGGUGAUUUCAGCGCAAACGAGACCAUAUUCCAUGGAACUCCAGCCUUGAUUCUGGAUAUCUUCCUUGACUACCUCACUAACAGCGCCUGCGUCGUCGAAGCAGGUGUCGGUCUCACCAUGGACAAGUUUGACUUCACCGCCACCGAGAUCGCAAACAAGAUCGGUCGUAUCGUCUCCGACGUUGACGGGUCCUUUGGCAGGAACGUCGAGCGCAUGAAGAGGAUAGCAUGUGUGGCAUUCCGACGCAAGGAACUCGCCGCCGACACGGUUGAUGAAGUCAUCUUUGAUCACGAGUUGCGAUCGGUAGGCGGAGUAGCGCUGCGACCGAUGCACCUUCAGACGGCAGACAUGCGGAUAACGGUAUGGAAGGCCAGGAAUUGGGGUCUGUGGCUCGUCUCCGUCUCUACGUUGACGGUCGGUGGUACAGCCUGCUUCAUGGGCGCGAAGUAUGCUCGGCGACUCAAUUUAGGCAUCUUUAGAUUUGUCUCGGGUAUCGUGUACGACGUGAAUUGA
Messenger RNA from Colletotrichum fioriniae, 876 nucleotides. The record is from RefSeq and is a predicted model, not a curated record. NCBI's taxonomy places the organism in Eukaryota, Fungi, Ascomycota, Sordariomycetes, Glomerellales, Glomerellaceae.